Molecule: messenger RNA, 8593 nt
Organism: Peromyscus leucopus (white-footed mouse)
Lineage: Eukaryota; Metazoa; Chordata; Mammalia; Rodentia; Cricetidae
Gene: Foxg1
Product: forkhead box G1
Exons: 3
Coding region: 225-1667 (480 amino acids)
Biological process (GO): regulation of transcription by RNA polymerase II
Cellular component (GO): nucleus
Molecular function (GO): DNA-binding transcription factor activity; sequence-specific double-stranded DNA binding
Source: RefSeq, a predicted model, not a curated record
GGGUGGUUGCAGCUUUUGCUACAUGCCUUGCCAGCGCCGGAGCCUGCGGUCCAACUGCGCUGCUGCCGGAGCGCUCAGUGCCGCCGCCGCCGCCGCCGCCGCCGCCACCCGCUCCCCCCGCGCCCCGCUUCGAACCUACCGGCCGCCCGCCGAGCCGCUACCCGGCUACCGCGCCGCUGCCGCCGCCGCCGCUGCCGCUGCCGCCGCCCCCCGACGCCUGGGUGAUGCUGGACAUGGGAGAUAGGAAAGAGGUGAAAAUGAUUCCCAAGUCCUCGUUCAGCAUCAACAGCCUGGUCCCCGAGGCCGUCCAGAACGACAACCACCACGCGAGCCACGGCCACCACAACAGCCACCACCCCCAGCACCACCACCACCACCAUCACCACCACCACCCGCCGCCGCCCGCGCCCCAGCCGCCACCGCCGCCCCAGCAGCAGCAGCAGCCACCCCCGGCCCCGCAGCCCCCGCAGGCACGAGGAGCCCCGGCCGCCGACGACGACAAGGGCCCACAACCGCUUCUGCUCCCGCCACCCGCCGCCCUGGACGGGGCCAAGGCCGACGCGCUGGGAGCCAAAGGCGAGCCGGGCGGUGGGCCCGCCGAGCUGGCGCCCGUCGGGCCGGACGAGAAGGAGAAAGGCGCGGGUGCCGCCGGGGGGGAGGAGAAGAAGGGGGCGGGCGAGGGCGGCAAGGACGGGGAGGGGGGCAAGGAGGGCGACAAGAAGAACGGCAAGUACGAGAAGCCGCCGUUCAGCUACAACGCGCUCAUCAUGAUGGCCAUCCGGCAGAGCCCGGAGAAGCGCCUGACGCUCAACGGCAUCUACGAGUUCAUCAUGAAGAACUUCCCCUACUACCGCGAGAACAAGCAGGGCUGGCAGAACUCCAUCCGCCACAACCUGUCCCUCAACAAGUGCUUCGUGAAGGUGCCCCGCCACUACGACGACCCGGGCAAGGGCAACUACUGGAUGCUGGACCCGUCCAGCGACGACGUGUUCAUCGGCGGCACGACCGGCAAGCUGCGGCGCCGCUCCACCACGUCCCGGGCCAAGCUGGCCUUCAAGCGCGGGGCUCGCCUCACCUCCACCGGCCUCACCUUCAUGGACCGCGCCGGCUCCCUCUACUGGCCCAUGUCGCCCUUCUUGUCCCUGCACCACCCCCGCGCCAGCAGCACUUUGAGUUACAACGGCACCACGUCGGCCUACCCCAGCCACCCCAUGCCCUACAGCUCCGUGUUGACUCAGAACUCGCUGGGCAACAACCACUCCUUCUCCACCGCCAACGGGCUGAGCGUGGACCGGCUGGUCAACGGGGAGAUCCCGUAUGCCACACACCACCUCACGGCCGCUGCGCUCGCCGCCUCGGUGCCCUGCGGCCUGUCGGUGCCCUGCUCCGGGACCUACUCCCUCAACCCCUGCUCCGUCAACCUGCUCGCGGGCCAGACGAGUUACUUUUUCCCCCACGUCCCGCACCCGUCAAUGACUUCGCAGACCAGCACGUCCAUGAGCGCCCGGGCCGCAUCCUCCUCGACGUCGCCGCAGGCCCCCUCGACCCUGCCCUGUGAGUCCUUAAGACCCUCUUUGCCAAGUUUUACGACAGGACUGUCCGGGGGACUGUCUGAUUAUUUCACACAUCAAAAUCAGGGGUCUUCUUCCAACCCUUUAAUACAUUAACAUCCCGGGGACCAGACUGUAAGUGAACGUUUUACACACAUUUGCAUUGUAAAUGAUAAUUAAAAAAAUAAGUCCAGGUAUUUUUUAUUAAGCCCCCCCCCAUUUCUGUACGUUUGUUCAGUCUUUAGGGUUGUUUACUAUUCUAACAAGGUGUGGAGUGUCAGCGAGGUGCAAUGUGGGAGAAUACAUUGUAGAAUAUAAGGUUUGGACGUCAAAUUAUAGUAGAAUGUGUAUCUAAAUAGUGACUGCUUCGCCAUUUCAUUCAAACCUGACAAGCCUAUCUCAAAAGGCUGCCAGAUUUCCAUGUGUGCAGUAUUAUAAGUUAUCAUGGAGCUAUCUGGUGGACGCAGGCCUUGAGAUCAACCUAAAUUAUGGAGAGAGUUUAAAAAAAAAAAUGUUAAACUGUAAUUUGUAUUUAAGAAUUUGUAGUAAAGGUGCCCAAGAAAUUAUAUUGGCCAUUUAUUGUUUUGUCCUUUUUUCUUUAAAGAACUGUUUUUACCUUUUGUUUACUUUUAGACCAAAGAUUGGAUUUUAGCAAAUGCACUUGGUAUACUAAGUAUUAAAACAAACAAACAAACGAAAAAGCAAAGUUGUUUAGUUGGCAACACUGCCCAUUCAAUUGAAUCGGAAGGGGACAAAAUUAAGGAUUGCCUUCAGUUUGUGUUGUGUAUAUUUCGAUGUAUGUGGUCACUAACAGGUCACUUUUAUUUUUUCUAAAUGUAGUGAAAUGUUAAUGCCUAUUGUACUUAUAGGUAAACCUUGCAAAUAUGUAACCUGUGUUGCGCAAACGCCGCAUCAAUUUGAGUGAUUGUUAAUGUUGUCUUAAAAUUUCUUGAUUGUGAUGCUGUGGUCGUAUGCCCGUGUUUGUCACUUACAAAAAUGUUUACUAUGAACACACAGAAAUAAAAAAAUAGGCUAAAUUCAUAUAGAUCUUGAUAUUUUUGUCUCUUUUAUUAAGUAGAGCUAAUUUGCCAGAUACAUUCAAUUUAUAGGUAAUUCGAAAGCUUUUUCAGUCAAGUUGGAGUUUAAGCUGCUCCUUUAAUUUCAACUGAGACCAAAAUUGAGAAUAGUAUCCUUUUUUUCCCCCUUUGUGAAACAGUUUUACCAGGAGCAGGUUACUUAAUUAAUGCUAGCUUUAAAUGAAAUAUAGGCUUUUCAGCUGAUAUCUUUGUUUUUGUAGAUAUACAGCAAAAAAAGACAUUCAAUUUUAUGUGUAUAGCUGUUUAUUCUGUGCUUAUUUUAAAUUCAGUUGAUAGAAUGCCCUUUAUAUAUAUUGUUCCAGGUAUCUUGUUCAUGGAACUUGGCAAAUUAUAAAUAAAUAUAUGUAUAUAGUUAGAAGUGAAUAAUGAACACAUUAUAUAUGUGUGUAUAUAUACACAUAUAUACAUAUAUGAGUACGUAUAUAUAUGUGUGUAUAUAUAUCCCUUCAGUUCAGGUACAAUUUGCGCUAUGAAUGCUGCAAACAUUUUUGUUAAAUAUUUGUAUUUAUACUUUCUAAGUCAGCAUUUAUUUUUGUGGCUGUUUACCCACAAUGAACGAAUUCUAAUAAAGAUGUGCUGAGUUGCAAUGUAGAGCUUGCUGAAGUGAUCACCUGUUGUAAUGACUCACAGACGGAUAUUGAUAUUUAAAUUUUUAAUUACAACAAUUUAAAAUUCUAGUUACUCAGUGUAAAAUACUCCAUCUUCCCUCUCCAUUUUUACAACACAGAGGUAUUUGUUUGAUUCUCUUUUCAAUAUAUUUGUAUAAUUUAAUUUACAGACAUGUUUCUUUUGCUUAAAUUGAAUCAUUUUUUGCUUUAAGUGCAGUAUGCAUAUAUAUGAGAUACAUUGCAUGUGUAUAUAUAUGCAUAUAUAUGAAACAAAAUGAAAACUUUUUCAAUUGUUUCAGACAGCCCACUUGCUAUAAUUCCAGAAAAUAAUUAGAAAACCCGAGUUAAAGGUUUAGUAAUUAAUUGGAUCCUGUGGUGAUUCUGUGGAAGACAAGUUGUUCAUUUGUUACAUUUGUAUAGUCUGAAAUGUGUUCUGCAGUAUUGCAAUAAGCUGGCCACUUCUUACAAUGGGCCCAGUGAAAAAUAAUCUGUCCCUAAGAUGUUAUCAGCAAACACUUAGAGAGUUGCUCAGGGAAGUGUGUGUGUGUGGGGGGGGGUGACUAGUGGAGAAGCAGGUUGGCUAAAAUUGAUUUGAAAUUCAGAAUAGCUGAUGUUGGAAAAUGGGGGUGGCUGGGUUGUGAAUGGAGAGAGGAAGAAAGGGAGCAAGGGAAGAGGGGAGAGAGGGGAGAGAGAGAGAGAUCUGGAAAUUUUGAAAAGCUGGAAUCAAAUUUAGAAGACAGGGAUAAGCAAAAAUAGACUGAGAUGACUAGUUUGAGUAUCUCCUUUAGGGAGACAAGAUUGUUCUUAAUGUGAGACUAGAUUCACCUUAGAUAUAAGUUUCUUGAAAUCUAACAGUUGUUUAAAGUGAAUCACAAAAGAAAGUACCACAAAUUACUGUUUAAAAAAAAAAAAAGGAGAAGGCCAGUAUGGGCUUAGACACAAGAAAUGUUCAUCGAGAGGCAAACUAGCUUGGAGAAAGGCCUACAUUUAGGCUGGGGGAAAAGAUGAUGAUAUAUUGCUUGCUUCUGUUAUGGGUUUUAUGUGUGGAAUGACUAUAUACUAUCACAGAGGAAAUGCAGUAUUGCAAAAGCUGAAACGAAACUGAAUUCACAUAGUAAAACUAAAAGAUAGAUACUGAAGAAACAUUUUUAUGUGUAUUUUCCCUCUGGCCAAAGUAAAUUAACUAUCUACACUUAUUGGUGAUUUUAUGAAAUGUUUAUCUAGAAGAUAGAGAAAUAUAAUUUCAAUGGCAACUUUUUGUACUUUGAAGUCUUCAUAAAGACUUCUUAAAUUCAUGGAACUAAGGAUUGGAGUAGUGCUCUAGCACAUGUCUAAUUUACAGAUGUAGUGGAUGUGGUUGGAAAUUAAUUUAUUAGGCUUCCUAGACAUGAAAAAGAAUAUAUGGAAAGAGAAGUUGGUAACGGCUUUCUGAAGCCCAGUGUGUGAACACUUAUUUCAUUUAUCCUGAUCUAGCCUCCCCUCCCUCCUGAUACCCUCUUUUAAAAACCACAAUCUGGUAUGUCAUUUGGUACAUUUAGUUUUGCUUCAGACUGGUGGUUACAAUGUUUUACUGUGUUGUCACCAAUGGCUGCAGGUUACAGUUAGUUCAUUCCAGACCAACAUUGCUGAAACUUUUUGGUGAUUAUUUUCUUUAAAACUUAUAAUUGCUUAAGAUGAAAUGGAGGCUGCCCUUUUUGAAAUUCUUUUGGAAAAGAAAAUGAUCACAAUUUAAACACUGAAACUACAAAUGAUAAUAUUACAGAUUUAGUGUUUUACUUUGACAUAAUUGAAAGUUAACACAAUUGUUACUACAUAAACACAGAAGAAUGAUAAAAAAAAACACAGCGGUGAAGGAGUUUCUUCAUCUAGUUGCAAAAUUGGAAAUCAGGUAAAUCUGAAACUGUUCAACAUAAGUGUCCUUCUAGUCAAAGUACUCUUCCAGAGGCUUCUAUGUCUGGAAUCACAGGGGGGGGGGAUGUCUUGAAGUGUAUUGACUAUAAUAUGUAUUCAAGUUGGUCCAUAUUUUACUCCAAUAGACGGGUAAAUCAAAUAUAUUAGAAUUCUAUAUGAAAGUAUGAUUUUUUACAACGUGUAUUUUCUACUUUCUCACCGAGGAAUUUGCAUGCAUUGAAAUAAUUUUAAUUUUGAUGAAUUAGUUUUGUCAACAGCUAAUGUAGUUGGUUGUUUUUAAGGCUGAACGCCUGCUGGAGAGUGAGGUUAACAAAGGGUGAAGGUGAUGAUCACUAGAGCUUUUAGGGCUGGCUGAGACCCGGCUGCUGAGGUUGUGUAACUGUGCCUAGAGGGCGGGGUUCCUGUACGUUCCUACUUCAGCAGACAACCUGCCCCCAGCACCGCUCCAAUUGCUGCCAGACAGAUGGAAAGCUCCAAAGGAAAAAUCUGCGCAGCCCUUCCAAGAAGCAGGGUUCUGCUUGAUGCUGUCUGGAAGGCUGUGGAGGCGAAGGACUUGAGAACCGUGAACACUCUCACCCGGCGAUCGAGCUUGGUACAAGGAAGGCUGGCAUGAUCAUCCACUUCACAUCAGAGGAUGUCUAACCGCCAGUGUGCUGACACCAAGCAGAAAUUUCCACGUUUAAAGUAGCACUCCCUGUACUCAUCAUAUGAGCCUGGAGAAGAUUGCUUCAUCAUUCUUCAGACCAAAAAAAAAUUGAUCCCCUUCAAUAUCCUCCAGUUUCAGAGUGACUAGAUAAAACUUUAUGUGCAUUCAGAUCUCUUCCAUGUCUGGAUUCCUGGUCAUCUUCAUAUCUUCUAUGUCCAUAAAUAAAGAUAAAAUAGUAGUAAAUGAAUAAAGCUGUUUUGGUCUCAGCAGAUCAAUUGAGGCUUGGCUUAAUCAGUCCAAGCCUGGAAAACUUCAAUGGACAAAUUCACCUGAUCGGUGUUUGCUGCCUCUUGACAAUACAGGUUUUGUGUGUGGUUCAAUACUUCUCUUGGUAUUUGUCUAGUUGGAAAAGAGAACAAAGGUGCUGCAGUUCUGGGCUUUGUGCUUGUAGGACACUCACCUGAAAACAUAGCUCCUUCACUCAUGGGGGGCACAGGGCACAGCACCGUUUCCUUAUGCUGCAUGCAAGCUUAUAUAUUUUCUGGGCCUCUCUUCUUUCCAGACAGCAGUUCUUGCUUGGGAUAGGACUUGUACAAUUAUGAAAUAACUCUUCUCAUAGAAGAGAUUUGUAGAGCUUUAUUCUAGUAAUCAAGAUGUAUGUGAUUAAAUGAUUGACUAGGGCUGGGGAUGUAAGGCAGUGCCAGACUGUGUUCCUAAAGUGAGUAUGGCCCUAGGUUCAGUCCUUGGUACCUAUGAUUAACCCAAGGGCCUAUCCUAAGUGGGAGGAAACAGCUGCUAUUAGUUAUGCUUAUUUCUCACAAAUAUGUGAGAUAUUUUAGUGUGCUUUACAUUACCCUGAAAUUAAUUUUAAAUUUUGAGACUUUCUAUAUAUUUCUGGCUGGCCUAGAACUCACUAAAUAGUCACAGAGCUAUAUCAGUCUCUGCCUACCCAGUGCUGGAAUUAAAGGCAUGUAGCAUCACACUUGGUGAUUUUUGUCAGUUCUUAUGGCUUUAUACAGAGAGGUAUCAGCAAGAAAUCUAAAUAAAAACCCACAAGAUGAGACUUUUUUUUAUUGCUGAAAUUCAAUAUCAACACAAAAUAGAUCAGCACAAACAUGUGCAAAGCUGUCUUUGGAGAACAGGUUAAUUUUUCAGCUACAAGAUUUGAAUUAAGUUAAUUGGAGGCAUUAGCAUACCAACAAAGGAAAUAGUAGCCACAGAAGUAGAUAAAUGAAAAGCAGAAGACAGAUAAAAUAAGUUAUCUGAGCAUGGCUCCAAGAUGAAGGAGGGUCUUCAUUUUGUUAGACUCCAGUCCCAAUGACAAUCCUAGUUCGACUGUGAAUCAAUAUUGGGUGAUUUAAAUUUGCUGUUAAUAACUGUUCAAAUUACAAAUGAUAAAUACAUUCAGAACCCAUGUUUUCCAAGCGAUAUUCUUGAUUACAUGGCUUUCAAUGUAGUUCCACUCAGAAAAUACACUAACCACAGAAAUUAAUAUAGUAACAGCUACUACUGAGUGAGUCGUGUUCCACGUUUUCAGUGAAGUUUGUUCAUUGAAGUUGUUUGUCAUAAACAAACGUUUUCAUUUCUAAGUCAAAAUAUUUCUUGACUAUAGUAAAAUAACUUACUUCUUUACUAUGUCUCUAUAUUUGAUGUGGGUGGGGGAUAAAACUUUGGUAUGCCCAUAAAAGUCACUAUAAAGUUUCCAGUGUGACAGGCUGAUCCAAAAUUGUACCUGUCACGUCCAGUCACUGCUGUCCACCUUUGAUAGAAAACAUUCACAAUCACAUGCUUCUAUGUGUGAACCAGAGUACUUAAAGUAAAUUAUCAGUGUGCAAAUAAUAAUUUGACGGGACCAAAUAUUUCCUGGAAUGCAAUGUUGUGCAUUUAAAAUAUGAGCAAGAAGGGAAGGUCACUUAAAUGCUGUAUUUGCUGUUCAGUAGCUCACUAGCUGUGAGAUCACCUUAAGUAUACAUAUCAACUUCAUCUGUAAAUGAGGUUAUUAUGCUAAAAUUGUCAUAUAGGAAAUUAAAUUAUGCAAAUGGCACAAACUACCUAGCAGUACGCACAGUGUAUACUAGGAUAUACAUUUUAAACCAACUAUGAGAUACUGUUUCACCUCAGUUAAACAGUCUUCUAUUAAAAAGGUACAACAUAAAUUCUAGUAAGGAGUCAGAGAAAGGAGAACUUUUGCUGUUGGUGGAGAUGAAAACAAGUAUAGGAGGGGAAUUCCAGGGUGAAACUAGACAUAGAGCUGUCAUAUUAUACCCAAAUCUUAUUACUAGUAGAUAUUUAAAGGAACUGAGGCCAGUGAGUGUGUUAAAGAAGUAUCUGUACUCACAUAUUAAUGGCAACAUUAUAAUACCCAAUAUUUGGUACCAGACUAGGAACUCAUUGGUGAAUGAGUGGUGAAGAUAAUGUGAUAUAAACACACACACACACACACACACACACACACACACACACACACACACACACACCACAUAUGAAUAUGUUUGCUAUACACAAUGAAAAUUCUGUUUACAGUAUUAUGGCUAGAACUGGAAGAUGUUAAGUUAAAUGCCAGGCACUAAAUUCUACAUUUUCUCACUUAUAUGGGAAAUUAAAAAGUUGAUCUCAUGAAAGUAGACCAUUGGCUGGCAGAGGCUGGGAAGAGUGUGGGCAGGAAAUGGGGAGAGGGUGUGUUCAUGGAGACUAUCGGACUGGAGAACAAUUUCUAAUAUUCUAUAGCACCACAGUGUAAUGUGAUUAUUAACAAUUAAUUAAUAAAAUCCUUUGAAAGAA